This is a messenger RNA of Aspergillus puulaauensis, 1182 nucleotides long. RefSeq lists its product as uncharacterized. The transcript is spliced from 2 exons. The record is from RefSeq and is a predicted model, not a curated record. Lineage: Eukaryota; Fungi; Ascomycota; Eurotiomycetes; Eurotiales; Aspergillaceae. Gene Ontology annotation, molecular function: starch binding. The coding region runs from base 1 to 1182 and encodes 393 amino acids.
AUGAUCUACUCUACUCUGUUGACUGCCAGUCUUGUCACUUCGGUGUAUGGACAUGGAUACCUGACCAUCCCAGCAAGUCGCACCCGACUUGGAUUCGAAGCCGGCAUCGAUACAUGCCCCGAAUGCUCAAUCCUAGAGCCCAUCUCACCGUGGCCCGACCUCGAAGCCCCACGGGUCGGUCGUAGCGGACCCUGUGGCUACAACGCCCGCGUCAGCGUCGACUACAACCAGCCCGGCGACAGCUGGGGCAAUGAGGUCGUGGAGACCUACGCCCCCGGCGACGUGAUCGAGGUGCAGUGGUGCGUCGACAACAACGGCGACCACGGCGGCAUGUUCACCUACGGGAUCUGCCAGGACCAGACCCUGGUCGACAAGUUCCUGGACCCCAGCUACCUCCCAACCGAGGCCGAGAAGCAGGCCGCCGAGGAUUGUUUCCUGGAAGGUGAGCUGAAGUGCACGGAUGUUGAUGGCCAGGAGUGUGGAUAUAGCCCGGACUGCACGGAGGACCAGCCUUGUUGGCGCAAUGACUGGUUUACGUGUAAUGCGUUCGAGGCGGAUUCCAACCGUGGCUGCCAGGGUGUUGACGGGGCGGAGUUGAACUCGUGUGAGACGACGAUUGCCGGUGGGUAUACUGUUACCAAGAAGGUGAAGAUUCCGGAUUACUCGUCCGAGCAUACUUUGCUCCGAUUCAGGUGGAACUCGUUCCAGACGGCGCAGGCCUAUCUGCACUGUGCGGACAUUAAAAUUUCUGGCUCUGGUUCUACAAAUUCCAGCUCUACAGGUACUACCACUACACCUACAUCUACAUCUACAUCUACAUCUACAUCUACAUCUACAUCUACAACGGCCACUUGCACUGCCAAAGCCAGCACCCUCCCCGUGACAUUCCAAGAACUUGCGAACACAGCUGACGGAGAGGAAAUCUUCAUUACCGGCUCAAUCAGCCAACUAGGAUCUUGGUCUCCUGAUGACGCGGUGGCGCUGUCUGACAGUGACUACACCGAGUCGAAUCCGCUGUGGACAGGAACAGUGGAACUGUCUGCUGGAACGGAACUAGAAUAUAAGUUUAUUAAGAAGAAUAGUGGUAGUGAUGUUACCUGGGAAAGCGACCCGAACCGGAGCUACACGGUGCCUACUGGCUGUGAUGGUGACAAGGCGACGGUCACUGGGACGUGGAGGUAG